AUGUGUUUGUGUACUCACUCUGGUCAUAGUCAUAUAGACAUUUGGGGAGUGGGAGUGAACGUGUCGAGUUAAGAAGUAGUUGGUUUACAUGAUUAUGUUGUUGGAAACCCCACUCUUAUUGCGAGUUUCCAACAACUAAUUACUAAGCUCCAUUAUACUCUCUUGGUGUGGAUCAAUACUUCCUUGUACAUCGAUGCGGGGCGCAACAAGAUCUUAUUGUGACUGUGGAAUGUGAUUCAAUUUUGUGAUGAUUUCAAAUGCUGUGCUGUCUUUGGAUAUGUAAAGUAAUAAUAAUACUGAAGUCUGGAGGAUUAUUAACCAAGAUUGACAUCCUGUGACCUUAAAAUGGGGGAGAGGUCUCAGGUACCAUGCAUCGUGAUUGAAGACGAUGAUGAUGUUAUUUUAGUGGAAGAUGAGAAUGAAAAACCAUCGUCCUCAACUUACUCUGGAGGAAUGCCACGACCAAAAAAGACUGAUUAUGAGUUGGAAAUGGAUCUACUUCAAACUUUACUGGACACUGGGGAAAGAGUUCCUAUAAAAUACAAAUUAUUUUUUGACAUGGCCAAAAAAUUGAGACCUGCUACAGAACCCAAAAUUAUUUUAGCAGCUUGGAAACGAAUAGUAGGUCAGCAAUCAACAAAAUCAUUGACAAAGGGAACUUUAUUUUAUUGGCCUUGGCCUUCAUUAGAAGAUACAGAUUCACAGGAUUCUGAUUCAAUUAUCAGUGAAGGAACAUAUUAUUCAGGAAGUAUAACAGAGGACACGGAUUCUCAAGACACUUUUUCACCAAUAACGAUAGAUACAGAUAGUAUGUCAGACACUGAAAACACAACUGCUAAAGAAGAAAACGUAGUAUGUGGAAAUGCAGAUCACUUAGAAAUAAUUCAUGUCUCAGACUCUGAAGAAAAAGCAUUGCAUGAAUUGAAUUCAGAAAUAUACAAUAAAGGGCUUUCCGCUAAUAGUUCUGUUGAAUCACAAGCUGGAUGUAACAAAAAAGUGGUACAGCUUAAUCAAAACGAAAAAAUAAAUAAGAGGAAAAGGAAGUCAGGUGCAAGUGAUGGUAAGAGGAAAAGGAAGUCAGAUGCAAGUGGCAGUAAGAAGAAAAGGAAGAUUGAUGCGUAUGACGGGGAUUUGUGUGAACACACAAAACUGUAUUUGAGUACAAACGAAUAUAAAAACUUCUUGUUUGAACAGAAAAAAUUGAUCUAUGCAGAAAAGAAGAAACUAGCUCAUAAACAGAUGGCGAAGUUGCAUGAUAGAAUGGUGGAUUUGUUUAUUCCGAAAUACUUCAAUAAAAAUCUCAUUUUAAACUUAAUACCAUUCAAAAAUUAGCUAUCACAACGUAUAAUGUACUAAGCUGACUGAAAGUAAAUACCAUUUAAAAAUGAAAGCACAGAAAAGUCUUUUUGAAGUAACUUAGAUUAUUCUUCAAUAUAGUUUCCACCAUUAUUGAGGCAUGUAACACAUUGGGUGACUAGCCUAUCUGAACCUUUCAAAUCAAAAAGAAACAUCUCACUAGUGAAUCCAGCCAUAUUCAUACUUUAUUUUGUGUAUUGUCUUUUCUUGAAUCACUCAAUCCUAAGCAUGCGUUUUAUGUACAUGGUCAUUAGGUAGUUGGAGGGUACCAGGUCUGGGGUGGAUGGUGGUUGAACAAACUGUUAAAUUAGGAUUUGAACAUUUUUGUGACAUAUGUAAAAAAUCAAAUGUUUUGUAAAAUCAUCAUGGCAUGAAAUAAUAUAAUGAUUGCAGGUCAUCAAUGUAUUAAUACUGUACAAGAUGAAUCUAAAUUAGUUUAAAAUAAUUUUCACCGCAUUACAAAUUAAGAUACCAAUAUAAAUUACUUUAAUGACUGCUAAACUUAUUUUAUUCAAUCGGAUAUUAAACCAAAAUAUACCUUCUGUAAUAUCAGCUAGUUGCAAUUUUUUAUUCAACAAUUCAUACAAUUCUGAUGAACUACAAUCAUUGUAUCACUGUAUAAGACAGUUUCUCUGUAGCAGCACUACAGUAAAAUGAUACUUACUUUCCAGAUGUGCCUUGUAGUUUGUAAGUUGUAUAAAAUGUUUUUGUACACUUUAAUCAUCAGUAUGGAAAAAGUUUCCAUAAACUGCUACAGUGAAAUCAUGGCAGUCUUUCCGGAUGUGCCUUGUAGUUUGGAAGUUUUAUAAAUAUUUUUAAUAUUAAACUUUAAUCAACAGUGGGUAGAAAGUUUCCAUAAACUGCUAUAAUGACAUCAUGGCACUUACUUUCCAGAUGUGCCUUGCAGUUUUUAAGUUGUAUCAAAGGCUUUUGAUUUGUACACUUAGUGGGGAGAAAGUUUCGAUAAACUGCUACAGUGAAAUCAUGGCACUUAUUUUCCGGAUGUGCUUGUAGUUUGUAAGUUGUAUAAAUGUUUUUUAUAUGUGUAGUUUAAUCAUCAGUGGGGAGAAAGUUUCCUCAAACUGCAAAGUUUUUGUAACUAAUUUUUAUACCUUUUCCUUUCUAGAAUUUGCUAUAUUGUUUGUGGUAACAAUUUUAUAAUUAUCGAUAUUCAUGGUGGUUUAUGUCAUUAUUUAAAAAGCAGUUUUUCAUUUUAAAUGUUUCUGCAAUUAAAUAUACAGUUACGCAUUAGUUAACAGUAAAAUGUUUGAUGUUUUUACAUCUCCAACGAAGGUGGUAAAUAUGUUUCGGAGUAGUAAAACAAUUUACCCCUACAUGUUACCCAAGACUAGUCUUAGAAAAAUAAGAUUUAAGGACUCUAUAUGUUUCCAACAGCAAACUGUUGAAGUUUUAAGUAAAACUAUUAACUUUUGAGUUCUCGAACCAUAUGGAUUUACAAAUUGUUUUAUUUUGUAUAUAAAUAUACACAAGAUGUUCUAUUUAAUUUUAAUCUGUUUUAAAAAUAUAGCCCAAUUGAUUGGCAUUCAGUUAUUUUCCCUCAGCUCAUAUACAAUACUUUAAAAUUUUUUAAAAAAUGUAGCAAAGUAAUUUAAAUCAAUGUAAAUGUUAGUUAAUAAUUUCUUUCACUUAUAAUGAGAAUAGUUUGUUACAGUAUUAACUUUUUGGAAAAACAAUUUAGACAUUUUGAAAAAUAUUUGUUGAAGGCCAACAGUUUUAAAAAUAGUUGGAUUUUGCAUUGCAUUAAAAUUGAUUGGAUUAAUAAAAUCAUUUUAAUAAAUAUAAAAAUGUAACAUAAUUAGAAACUAUUAGUGAAAAGAAAAAGCUUAUUCGUAAUGGUUAAGUGAGGAAAUAUGUUUUGGUUUCAAAUGUAUGUAAAUCAAAUGAAAUGGUAGGAUUUAUGUACCAAUUGUUCAGAAUUAUGUAAUACAAAGACUUAAUGAAAAUUAACAUUUAUAUACUAUUCUGUCUUAAAAAAUCAUAAAAUAUAAAAAUGCUCAAUCUUGUCUAUUUUACAAAAUGAGCAACAUUUUAUUUUCAUUUUGUAAAGGCAUACUGAAAUAAGUAAUUAGUUUUGAACCUUAAAAUAUUUUAUUUGUUUUAAGGCGUCUUGAACAUGCAUUUUUAAGUGCUUUUAACUGUAAAGCAAUUUAUUAGUUGGAUUUUAGAAUGGUUUUGAAUUAUUUUACCUGACCAUGCUCAACAAGUCACAUAAAUACCUGGCAUUGGAAGUAAUAUAGGUAUUUUUAUAAAAUUACAAAUCUUUUGGAACUUUGUGUAAUUAAAUGUUAAUGAUUUUUAAAA
Homalodisca vitripennis (glassy-winged sharpshooter) is the source of this 3678-nucleotide messenger RNA. RefSeq lists its product as uncharacterized. Bases 346 to 1332 code for a protein of 328 amino acids. NCBI's taxonomy places the organism in Eukaryota, Metazoa, Arthropoda, Insecta, Hemiptera, Cicadellidae. The transcript has 4 exons. The record is from RefSeq and is a predicted model, not a curated record.